AUGGCGAUUCAGAAGAAGCACGGAAAAGGUCGUUUGGAUAAAUGGUAUCGCCUGGCCAAGGAGAAGGGCUACCGUGCUCGUGCUGCGUUCAAGUUGAUCCAGUUGAACAAGAAGUAUGGAUUCCUUGAGAAGAGUAAGGUCUUGAUCGAUCUUUGUGCUGCACCAGGUUCGUGGUGUCAAGUGGCUGCGGAAUGCAUGCCUGCACAGAGUAUCAUUAUCGGUGUCGAUCUUGCUCCCAUCAAACCUAUUCCGCGAGUCAUCUCUUUCCAAAGCGACAUCACCACCGAGAAGUGUCGUUCUACGAUUCGAGGGCAUCUGAAACACUGGAAGGCAGACACCGUUCUUCACGACGGUGCGCCCAACGUUGGUACUGCUUGGGUUCAGGAUGCUUUCUCCCAGGCCGAGCUUGUGUUGCAGUCGUUGAAGUUGGCUACGGAGUUCCUGUGUGAGGGCGGAAACUUUGUCACCAAGGUUUUCCGCUCUAAGGAUUACAACCCUCUGCUGUGGGUUUUCAAACAGCUGUUCCAGUCGGUUGAGGCGACCAAGCCUCCUUCCUCGCGUAACGUUUCCGCCGAAAUUUUCGUCGUCUGCCGUGGCUUCAAGGCACCCAAGCACAUCGACCCGAAAUUCCUUGACCCCAAGCAUGUCUUCGCCGAAUUGCAAGAUGCGACUCCCAACCACGAAGCCAAGGUUUUCAACCCAGAGAAGAAGAAGCGAAAGCGUGAGGGUUACGAGGAGGGAGAUUACACUCAGCACAAGGAGAUUCCGGUCACCGAGUUCAUCAAUACCACCGACCCCAUUGCGAUCUUGGGUGGCUACAACAAACUGAGCUUCGAUCAGCCAAUAGGAGGAGAUCUUGCCAUGUCUACAUUGAACCGACUCGAGGAAACUACCGACGAAAUCCGAACUUGCUGUGAGGAUCUCAAGAUCCUCGGUAAGAAAGAAUUCCGCAACUUGCUUCGAUGGCGUUUGAGGGUGCGAGAGAAGUUUGGCCUGAGUGUCAAGAAGAAGCAGCAGGAGGAUGGUGAGGGUGAGGAAGUGGCUGAGGUCGCCCCGAUGGACGAGGAGUUGGCGAUCCAGGAACAGCUCAUGCGCAUGCGCGAGAAGGAGACCGCUCGUAGCAAGAAAGAACGACGCAAGGAGAACGAGAAGAAGCGCAAAGAGAUUGUCCGAUUGCAGAUGCACAUGACCACGCCGAUGGAUAUCGGCAUGGAGCAAAUUGGACCCGGAGGAGAAGACUCCACCUUCUCUCUCAAGCGCGUGGACCGAAUGGGUGCCAGAGAUGCUGUGGUUAAUGCCCGCAAUGUUCCCGUUGAGAGCGAAAGUGAGGAUGAGUCCGAAUCAGAUGAGGAUAGCGACGAUGACGGCGACCGUCUAGAACGUGAACUCGACGGCAUGUACGAAAUGUACCAAGAGCGCAUGGAGGAUAGGGACUCGAAAUUGCGCGCCAAGAAGGCUCGCAAGGAUUACGAGGCUGACGAAUGGGAGGGCUUCUCCGAGGACAAUAAGAGCGACAACGAGGAGGAGGAGGAUGAAGAAGAUGACUCCGAUGCGGAGCUCUCUGGGGAUGCUGUGCCCAAGUCCGGCAGCCUCUCAAACCAUGCUUCUAUGUUCUUUGAUCAGGAUCUCUUCCAAGGCAUAGGAGAGGAGGAGGAGGAGGACGAAGAGUCAGAGGAGGAAGAUGAUGAUGACGACGAGGAGGAAGAGGAGGAAGAUGAGGAAGAGUUAGAGGAAGAAGAUUGUGAGAUCGAAGAGGAAGAUGUUCCCGCCCCUACCUCCAAGUCCAAGACCAAGAAGGAGCCCAAGAAGGAACCCAAGAAGGAACCCAAGAAGAAGCAAGAAUCCGAAUGGAUUGACUCCGACGAGGAGAUCGAGGAGCCCGAGGAUCCACGCAAGGCUAAUGGCCAGCUGGACAUCGAUAUCAUCACUGCUGAGGCUAUGGCCCUUGCGCAGGCGAUGGCUUCCGGCGAGAAAAAGUCCCAGGAUGUGGUCGACGAUGGCUGGCACCGCUAUUCCUUCCGUGACGUCGACGGUUUGCCAGAGUGGUUCCUCGAUGACGAGGGCAAGCACAGCAAGAUCCAACGACCCAUUACCAAGGCCGCGGCGGCCGCUAUCAAGGAGAAGCUGCGCGCCAUCAACGCCCGUCCUAUCAAGAAGGUGAUGGAGGCCAAGGGCCGUAAGAAGUUCAAGGCCGCUCAGAAGCUGGAGAAGCUGCGCAAGAAGUCUGCCCUAUUGGCCGAUGACGAGGCUCUGAGUGAGCGUGACAAGGCUCAGGCCAUUUCGAAGCUGAUGGGCAAGGCCACCAAGAAGAAGCCCAAGCAGCAAGUCAAGCUUGUCGUGGCCAGGGGUGCCAACCGUGGUAUCUCUGGUCGUCCUCGUGGUGUGAAGGGCAAGUACAAGAUUGUGGAUUCGCGUAUGAAGAAGGAUAUCCGGGCGCAAAAGCGACUGGCGAAGAAGAAGUCGUGA
This is a messenger RNA of Penicillium cataractarum, 2466 nucleotides long. RefSeq names its product rRNA methyltransferase spb1 (gene spb1). The record is from RefSeq and is a predicted model, not a curated record. The coding region runs from base 1 to 2466 and encodes 821 amino acids. The transcript is spliced from 4 exons. Gene Ontology annotation, biological process: maturation of 5.8S rRNA from tricistronic rRNA transcript (SSU-rRNA, 5.8S rRNA, LSU-rRNA); rRNA methylation; maturation of LSU-rRNA from tricistronic rRNA transcript (SSU-rRNA, 5.8S rRNA, LSU-rRNA). Lineage: Eukaryota; Fungi; Ascomycota; Eurotiomycetes; Eurotiales; Aspergillaceae. Gene Ontology annotation, cellular component: nucleus; preribosome, large subunit precursor; nucleolus. Gene Ontology annotation, molecular function: rRNA (uridine-2'-O-ribose)-methyltransferase activity; rRNA (guanine) methyltransferase activity.